UUCCCGAAGGUACAACAACCGAUCAGCUUAAAAUUUUUCACGUGUCUCUAGAAAUUAUCUAGGGUUUCUCUCUCAUAAAAAUACCAAAAAGAAAAAAAAAUCUCUCAGCCCCGAAGCCAAGAGAAAAGUGGUUUUUGAAGAAGAGAGAAGGAAAAUUAUAUGUGAAAGUAUGGCGGGGAAAGAAGAGAACCGAAUAUUUGUGGGAGGAUUGUCAUGGGAUGUCACUGAACGACAGCUUGAGCAUGCGUUUAGUCCAUUUGGCAAAAUCCUUGAAUCUCAGAUCAUGUUGGAAAGAGAUACUGGGCGUCCACGUGGAUUUGGAUUUAUCACGUUUGCUGAUCGCCGGUCCAUGGAUGAAGCUAUCAGGGAGAUGCAUGGACGGGAGCUGGGGGAACGCACCAUUUCAGUGAAUAAGGCUCAACCCAAGAUGGGUGAAGAUCUUGAUCAUGGUUAUAGAGGAGGUUACUCAUCAAGUGGCAGGGGUCGCUAUGCAGGUGGAGACAGGCCUGUAGCACAGGAUGAAUGCUUCAAAUGUGGGCGUUUUGGGCACUGGGCCCGAGAUUGCCCUUCAGCUGGUGGUGGCCGAGGUGGGAGUGGCGGCAUGUUCUCUUCAAGGUCAAGAUAUGGUGGGGCUGAUGAUCGUGGUGAUCGCUUCAGAGAUCGUGAUCGAUACAUAGAUGACCGUUAUGAUGGUGGACGCUAUGGAGAUAGAGACCGUUUUGACAGUAGAGAUGAUAGAUAUGGAAGCCGUGAUCGUUAUAUUAGUGACAGGUAUCCACCUACUGGAGAUCGAUUUGGUGAUCGUUAUGCUGGUUCUGAUCGUUUUCCUCAAAAUGGUUUUGGCAAAGAGAGAGGGUAUCGAGAUGUUGCUCCAAGAGGUAAUGAUAGGUAUGGAGCAGGAGGGCCAGCGCGAAACGACGGAAGAAGCUACCGGAACAGGGCUGGCCCUUAUGAUCGUCCGGGCAUGGGAGGUCGCCCGUCUUCAUUUGACCGCUAUUAACAAUUGUUACGCUGGCUCAACCUUUAGGUUAAACAGUAUGCUUAGGUACUUUGUUUAUCUAUCUAUCUAUCGACUGGAAUUUCUAUGAGUGGUAGAAUUUGACAAGUUAAAUUAGAGAAUCUGUUCCUUUCGUUUUCUCUUAUUUAUUGCUAGAUGAAUGUGUUCCGAGUUGCCUUUUAA
Messenger RNA from Gossypium arboreum, 1180 nucleotides. RefSeq names its product glycine-rich RNA-binding protein RZ1C. The transcript has 4 exons. Gene Ontology annotation, molecular function: zinc ion binding; RNA binding. Bases 170 to 1000 code for a protein of 276 amino acids. Lineage: Eukaryota; Viridiplantae; Streptophyta; Magnoliopsida; Malvales; Malvaceae. The record is from RefSeq and is a predicted model, not a curated record.